This is a messenger RNA of Symbiodinium sp. CCMP2456, 423 nucleotides long. NCBI's taxonomy places the organism in Eukaryota, Dinophyceae, Suessiales, Symbiodiniaceae. The record is from the annotation of a GenBank genome assembly.
AUGGCAGUGUACCGCUUUGCGAAGGGCGAGGCUUCGAACGGCACUCUUUCAGACAGUCUGGGCGAGGACUCCCUUCGGAGAGCGGCGCGGAUCGAGUACGCCAUCAAGGCGGCCAGCAGCAGCAAUUCGGUGGAUCCGAAUCAUCCGGAGCUGUCGAAGGCCUGGCAGCUGGCCUACGACUUGCGCGCGCACCGAGCCUUCCGGUACUGCUUGAACCUGAUGAAGUCCAUUGAGCCAGUGCUGGGCUCUGCGGGGCAGGUGGCCAACGAGAUCGAUCAGGUGGUGCAGGAGGCCUCGGAGGUUUAUGGAGUCCCCAAGGACCACAAGUGGAUGGAGGAAGCGCGGCGGCUGGUCCUGCAGGCUCGAUCCGAAGAGGCCAAGGUGAAGCGAAAGGAGGAUGCUGCGAGGAGAGGAAGAAAGUGA